UUAAGUACAAAUCAAGACCUGUAGUUUUCGAGACUCAUAGACUAAGUUGAAAUUCUUUCGCUGGAUAGAUGGGGACACGGAAAGGACACCGAAAGGGCCAGGGCCUUGCCCGAAAUUACUCAGCAAGUUAUUUGCAGAGCUAGGACUUGUACCCAGUUCUCCCGAAGUCGUGGAAUAUUAGGCUGGGCUCUUUCCUUGCACACAUUGGGGACCACGGUUUGGAAAAGGCUUUUGACCCAGAAAUCACCAAGAGCUGCUCCAAAAGAAGGACAUGAGAAAUGUACUCGGACUAGUGUGGCCUGAAAGUAGGAAGUGAGAAGAGUCACAGACGGGUUGCAGUGAGGAACAAAGAUCUGCUGUGUGUCCACCAAUCUAAUCGACUUGCUCAGGGAGGCUGAAGCAUCUAUCUCCAGAAAUGUCUUCAGAAAGUAAAGAGCCACAUGUCCUUUCACCCAAGGACUCAUUUGAAGGAAAUGACCGAUACAGUCCUCCAUCUAGGAUCCAUCUGGAACGUGAAAAGAAAUCAAGUACUGACUUCAAGCAAUUUGAGGCCAGUGAGCCAUGCAGACCUUAUCCUAGGAUCCACAUGGAACCUCAAGAGAAAUCAAAUACUAACUUCAAGCAGUUUGUCAUAAAAAAACUGCAGAAGAGUUGCCAGUGCAGUCCAACCAAAGCAAAAAAUAUGAUUUUUGGUUUCCUACCUGUUUUGCAGUGGCUCCCAAAAUAUGAUCUGAAGAAAAACAUUUUAGGAGAUGUGAUGUCUGGCUUGAUUGUGGGCAUCUUAUUGGUGCCCCAAUCCAUUGCUUAUUCUCUCUUGGCUGGUCAAGAACCUAUUUAUGGUCUAUAUACAUCUUUUUUUGCCAGCUUAAUUUAUUUCCUAUUGGGUACCUCCCGUCACAUCUCUGUGGGCAUUUUUGGAGUACUGUGCCUUAUGAUUGGUGAGGUAGUUGACCGAGAACUACUCAAAGCUGGCUACGACACAGUCCAUAUUGCCCCUUCUUUAGGAAUGGUUUCAAAUGGGAGCACGUCAUUAAACCAGACGUCAGGCAGGAUAUGUGACAGAAGUUGCUAUGCAAUUAAAGUUGGCAGCACUGUAACCUUUCUGGCUGGAAUUUAUCAGGUAGCGAUGGGCUUCUUUCAAGUGGGCUUUGUUUCUGUCUACCUCUCAGAUGCCUUGCUGAGUGGAUUUGUUACUGGUGCCUCCUUCACUAUUCUUACAUCUCAGGCCAAGUAUCUCCUUGGGCUCAGCCUGCCUCGGAGUAGUGGCGUGGGCUCACUCAUCACUACUUGGAUACAUAUCUUCAGAAACAUCCACAAGACCAAUGUCUGUGAUCUCAUCACCAGCCUUUUGUGCCUUUUGGUUCUUUUGCCAACCAAAGAACUCAAUGAGCACUUCAAGUCCAAGCUUAAGGCACCGAUUCCUACAGAACUCGUUGUCGUUGUGGCAGCCACAUUAGCCUCUCAUUUUGGAAAACUACAUGAGAAAUACAAUACCAGUAUUGCUGGACAUAUUCCUACUGGGUUUAUGCCACCCAAAGCACCGGACUGGAACUUAAUUCCCAGUGUGGCUGUAGAUGCAAUAGCUAUUUCUAUCAUUGGUUUUGCUAUCACUGUAUCACUUUCUGAGAUGUUUGCCAAGAAACAUGGCUACACAGUCAAAGCUAAUCAGGAAAUGUAUGCCAUUGGCUUUUGCAAUAUCAUCCCUUCCUUCUUUCACUGCUUUACUACUAGCGCAGCUCUUGCAAAGACGUUGGUUAAAGAAUCAACAGGCUGCCAAACUCAGCUUUCUGGUGUGAUGACAGCUCUGGUUCUUCUAUUGGUCCUCCUGGUAAUAGCUCCUUUAUUCUAUUCCCUUCAGAAAAGUGUCCUUGGUGUGAUCACUAUUGUAAAUCUCCGGGGAGCCCUACAUAAAUUUAGGGAUCUGCCCAAGAUGUGGAGGGUUAGCAGAAUGGAUACAGUUAUCUGGUUUGUUACUAUGCUGUCCUCUGCACUAAUAAGUACUGAAUUAGGCCUGCUUAUAGGGGUUUGUUUUUCUAUGUUUUGUGUCAUCCUCCGCACUCAGAAGCCAAAGGUUUCAUUGCUUGGCUUAGUGGAAGAGACUGAAAUCUUUGAAUCCAUGUCUGCUUAUAAGAACCUUCAGGCUAGGCCGGGCAUCAAGAUUUUCCGCUUUGUAGCCCCUCUCUACUACAUAAACAAAGAAUGUUUUAAAUCUGCUUUAUAUAAAAAAACUCUCAACCCAGUCUUAGUAAAGGCAGCUCAGAAGAAGGCAGCAAAGAGAAAGAUCAAAAAGCAACCAGUGACUCUCAGUGGAAUCCAGAAUGAAAUUUCAGUGCAACUUUCCCACGAUCCAUUGGAGCUCCGUACCAUAGUGAUUGACUGUAGUGCAAUACAAUUUUUAGAUACAGCAGGGAUCCAUACACUGAAGGAAGUUCGCAGAGAUUAUGAGGCCAUUGGCAUCCAGGUUCUGCUGGCUCAAUGCAAUCCCUCUGUGAGGGAUUCCCUGGCUCGGGGAGAGUAUUGCAAAGAUGAAGAAGAAAACCUUCUCUUUUAUAGUGUAUAUGAAGCGAUGGCUUUUGCAGAAGAACCUCAGAAUCAGAAAGGAAUAUGUAUUCCCAACGGUCUCUGAGUCUUUAGACUCAGAUUCGUUGAGAAAGUAGAUGGAAGAAAGAAUAUUGUCUAGCCAUGGAGCUGGAAAAUGUUGCAAACUUGAAAUCUUAACCUAUUGGCUAGACAGCAUUCUUCCUUUGAAGCUGAUGUCCUUUGCAGAUACACAAAUGCAGCAGAACUUAUAGAUAGGCAGAAUAAAAAAAGGAAAAUACUGUGGUUUCAAGCCUUCUUGCAGAUAUGAGGUAUUCUUGGAAUUAAGUAAAUAUUCUACUGAAUUGAACUGUAAACAUAAUUACCAUCCUGUUUUACGAGAUACAUUUGGACUCUUCCUUCUCCAGGAGGUACAGGGAUGUAGCUGGCAUUUACGUGAGGUGCCAGAGCCUCCUUGACAUGGCUCUCAGGAGAGGUAGUGGAAAGGAGGCAGGGAGUGAAUGUUGUGCCUGCUCACGCACCAGCAGAUCAAAAGGCUUCUGGAGCACAAGGUAAUAACUAGACGAGUUUGUUCGUACUUGUGCUUCUCUAUUUCCAGUCUUUGCUCUCCAGACGGCUUUUAAUAGGAAAGCACCAUUCCUCGCCUUAAGGCUGGGAACCAUGGGCACAGUCUUAUCAGGAACCUGAUGGCUGGGCUGGUUUGUGAAAUCCUACCAGCCAGCAUCACAUUAUGCAGAACGCUCUUUGUAGUCAUGUUUUUAGUCGUGCCUUUUUGUUUAGGGUAAGUAGGUAACCAAGAAACUCUUCAUAGUCAGCAAGAAUAACAGGAAUCCUUACUGUCUUUUCUGUGAUCUCUGUCUGUCCCUGAUUCUGAGUAUUUCUCUACCAUUAAGCUCUGUGUUAGCCUUCAGUUAUGUUGUGUGUUUCCCAUGGAAUCUGUCCUAAACUGCUAUGGCUGAUGACCAGUAACAAGCUUGCCCGAUAAAAGUCAUAAUGCUGACUCAGCGAUUCUAUAUAGCAUUUUAAAUGAGGUUUUGGCAAACUUGAGGAUGUAUUCCAAAAAAAAAGAUUGACAGGUUCCCUUAAGAAUUUGUUUCCUGGGGCCAGCCUAGUGAUGCAGCGGUUAAAUUCGCACGUUCUGCUUCAGCAGCCCGGGGUUCACAGGUUCAGAU
Equus quagga is the source of this 3710-nucleotide messenger RNA. RefSeq names its product solute carrier family 26 member 2 (gene SLC26A2). The record is from RefSeq and is a predicted model, not a curated record. Lineage: Eukaryota; Metazoa; Chordata; Mammalia; Perissodactyla; Equidae. The transcript is spliced from 4 exons. Gene Ontology annotation, cellular component: membrane. Gene Ontology annotation, molecular function: chloride transmembrane transporter activity; oxalate transmembrane transporter activity; secondary active sulfate transmembrane transporter activity. Gene Ontology annotation, biological process: transmembrane transport. The coding region runs from base 416 to 2626 and encodes 736 amino acids.